AUGAAGACGAGAAAGCGGGACAUGAAGGCUUUUGAGGCAAGCGUCGAAGAUUUACUGUAUCUGGCUUGGAAGCGCGAGAAUCGCAAGCGGGUUAUCUUAUUCCUGGGGAAGUUGCUUCAGCUCUGUAGCAAAAACUCCUGGGAUCGCGCUGCUCGAAUCGUGUGCCAUCAACUUUGCUUGGUGUCUUGGGCUUCCUCAAUGGUGGAUGUAGAGUACUAUGCCGCCAGGGAUGCGCACAGUCCCAUUGUUUUGCUGUGCGGUUUCGGGGGCUCUCAUCUCGAUGAUUUGCAGCCAGCCAUUGAGCAUUGGACCAAAGGUGGUGCUGGGGUGCUGGCCUUUGGACCAGCCUUGAGCGGCAGACAAGACAUGCUAGACCUGGUCUUCGCUAAGCUCAUGGAGGUGAUUGAGAAUCAUCCUGUGAUCCUCCACUUCUUCAGCGAUGGAGGCUGUGGCUCCGCCUGUGAUCUGGUGGAGAUGUGGCAACGGAGUUGGCAGAACGGUGAGGUAGUUCUUGUACCAUCUGCCCCUGUCAGCUGCAUGAUCUCUGACGGAGCCGGCAUGUACGGAAACGAGGCCGUCACGAUAUCUGAGGAGGAUAAGGAAGUUCAAGACCCGGCGGAAUCCCCAGGACCCGAUGGCGAAGCAGAUGGUAAAGCAGCAACCAAUAUGGCGCUGACAUUUUUCACUGGCUGUGGCCUCAACAUGCUGAUGGCCUUCGGUGCCUGCCAGGCUUUCCACGAGGAGCCCGCCAAUUCCUUCGGCAAGGCCCUGAUUGCUUCCGCCAAUGGUGGCCACCUUGCCGGGAAGCUCACCAAAGACAGAAGAGCUCAUGUCUGGAAGAUUUGGCGCUGCCUCCGCGAGAUUCCGACUUUGAUCAUCGCUUCGAAAGCUGACAAGGUGGUUUUGCUGGACCGAUCCUUGAUCUUUGCCAAGUGGCUGCGCGAGCUCCCUAACCGUGUGCUGGAGCAAGCGCAGCGAUGGAAG
Symbiodinium pilosum is the source of this 984-nucleotide messenger RNA. The record is from the annotation of a GenBank genome assembly. NCBI's taxonomy places the organism in Eukaryota, Dinophyceae, Suessiales, Symbiodiniaceae.